This is a messenger RNA of Echinostoma caproni, 249 nucleotides long. The record is from the annotation of a GenBank genome assembly. NCBI's taxonomy places the organism in Eukaryota, Metazoa, Platyhelminthes, Trematoda, Plagiorchiida, Echinostomatidae.
AUGGAAGCUUUUAGACUGCUUUACGCUUCUCAUGUCAGACCAAUACUUGAGUAUGGUGGUGCGGCGACAUACCCCUGCACGGCCGGUGAACUGGCUGCCACUAGACUCGUUGUUGGACUACGCGAGACCAGCUAUGAAGGUCGUCUACAGGCUACUGGUCUGUUCCCAAUUGCGUAUCGACGCCUCAAGGGAGAUCUCAUCUGCCUGAGGAAGAUCCUGAGAGGUGAUAUGGGCCCGGAGAUGCAAUAG